UAUGACAAGUUCAGUACGUUAAGGGAUUUAUAUUUUCUUUACAUCAUCGUUUUAGGUGUAUAUUUUUAUCUUAAUCUAUAGAUAGUGCUUAACAUUAUGUCCAUCUUUUAAUCUGUUCAUAUAUCAAAAUUCAAACUAUAAUUUAAUAUAUUUAUUUAUAUAAAGUGAAACUUGAUAAAUUAUAAUUAAAGAUUCGAGUAUGGAUCUUGAGGAUGAAACCUUGCAAAUGCAUCUUUUGCACGAUUAUACUACAAGUUCUAUAAAAUCUCAAACGAUAUAUAAGCUACUUUUAGAUUAUUUACGAACAAAAAAUUUUAGACAUUUCAAAUGUCUUGUUGAGCAGAAUUUGAAGAAACAACCACCUGUCAUCAAUAUAAACUAUGCCUAUCCGAAUCAAUCGAAUGAAACUUGCUUGGACAUCGCUUGCAAGAAUGGCCUUUCAGAGUUCGUGAAAUUUCUAUUGGAAAAAGGGGCGAAGGUGAACAGGAUCAACGAAGCCCAUAAUCGUGGACCAAUUCACUUUGCUACCGAAAAUGGCCAUGCGGAUGUCCUUAGUAUAUUAUUGGAUGAACCCACGAUAAAUCCAAACCUGGAGGUUGUACAACAAACAGCUUUGCAUAUAGCAGUGAAGAGGAAUGAUCUGAAAUGUGCGUCAUUGCUUCUAGAAAAAGGCGCCAGUCCUAAUAUUCCCAAUAACAAAGGUUUAACAGCUUUGCAUAUAGCAGCCAUGAAGGAUUACAGAAAUAUGGUGAAUCUAAUUUUGGAAAAAAGUAGACACGCCUUAAAUUUAGAUACGUAUAAAGAUUAUAACAAUCAAACUACUAGGCAAAUAUUACAAAAAAAAAUACCGAAUAUUUCAUUGCCCCCUAUUGAGGAACGAAAUGUAAAUAUUCAUGAUUUGAAGUAUUAUUUAAAUGCCAAUGAUGAGAUGAAUUUUUUAAGAUGUUUAAAAAUCGUUCAAAAUGAUAUGUUAAACAAUGAUUUAGAGAAAUUGAUUGAAAUGGCCGUACAGAAAAAUUUCAAAGAAGCAAUCAUUCUUUUGCUAGAAAGAACAAAAGAAAUUAAAUGUAACUUAGAAAAGGCUGCGAAUUUAGCAAUUCAACGAGGUUCACCAUAUAUCCUUCGACGAAUAUUGGAAACUGAUAUUGAAGUUAAAAACGAUUUGUUGUUAAAUGCUUGCAUAGAACUCAAUAUACCACAUAAAGGAGGAUCGGAAGAUAUGAAUGAUCGUUUGGAAUGUUUCAAUCUAAUCUUGGAAAGAGAGGAUGUGGAUGUUCGAUGCACAGAUGGCAAAGGAAAUACUCCACUUCACUACGCAGCAAAAGCUGAUUGUCGUGAGGCGGUGACAUUGUUACUCGAAAAAGGAAGCUAUAUCGGUCACAUGAAUAAUUUCGGCAUUCCACCAGUUGCUGAUAUCUCUAUAUCCACUUUAUCUCAAUAUUUUGACGAUUGUAUAGUAGCUAGAAAAGAACGAACAAACGAAUAUACAAUUGAAUUUAAUUACAAAUGUUUAAUGCCUCACGAUAAUUCAUACAUGAUAAAUCAACAAAAUAAUUUUAAAAAUCAAGAAAAACGAGAAAUGGAUAUUUUCCAAUAUAUUGCUAGCAAUAAUAGUUUAAAACACUUGUUAAAACAUCCUUUGUUGUCAUCUUUUUUAUAUCUCAAAUGGCAUCGAAUAAGAUACAUUUUGUAUCUAAACUUUGCAUUUUAUAUUUUAUUUUAUCUUCUGUUAAACAUUUAUAUUCUGCAAAUUACUUACGUGAAAAAUACACAAAUAUCGACGAAUUCGAGUGAACAGAUGAAUGGAGAAAUAAAAAAUUCAAUUUCGAUCUAUGUUUUACAAAUAUUUACUGGCAUUAUGACAGCAUUAUUUGCAUUCAGAGAAAUUCUUCAAUUACUCUCUUCGCCGUGUCACUAUAUGUCAAGUUUGGAAAACUGGAUCGAAAUGGCAUUAAUAAUACUUGGAUUUUAUAUUCUAAAUGGCGCUACCACACAAGUCGCUGCCGUUAUAAUAUUAUUAUCUGCCUGGGAAUUGGUAAUUUUGAUUGGCAAGCAUCCUCGAAUGUCCACUGGUAUUGAGAUGUUUAAAACAGUGUCUUUCAAUUUCAUACGUUUUUUGUUUCUUUAUGCGUUUCUUAUCCUAGCUUUUGCACUGGCUUUUUUCAUUCUUUUUAAAGAUGGCGAUAAUGAAAAUUUUCCAGAUCCUGGGCAUUCGUUAUUCAAGACUAUUAUCAUGCUCACUGGAGAAUUUGACGCUAAUGAUAUUCCCUUUGUUUCGCAUCCUAUUCUUAGUCAUUUUGUUUUUAUUCUCUUUGUCUUCCUUAUCGCAAUAGUGUUGUUUAAUUUACUGAAUGGUUUAGCAGUCAGCGACACUGUGAACAUUCUUGAAAAGGCAGAAUUGGUAGGAUUAAUUUCUAGAAUACGAAUUCUUGCUUACAUUGAAAAUGUGAUUAUUCAAGCACCUUUUAUACAUGGACCAUAUUGUUUAAUUUGUUGCAAUCUCUUAUAUGGCUGGAGAUGUAAUCCAUUAGCAUUUCUUAUUCAGAAAAUUCUCCUUUUUCCGAACUAUUUAAAUAGUGGUAAGCUGAAUGUGAUACCAUACGACAGCUUGGAAACUUACGAAAGUAAGUUAUACGAUAAAGUAGAAUUAAAUAAAAAUUCUCAAAAUAAAGUGAUUCCUACCUUUAAAAUGGAUCCAGAUAUUAUUAAACAGGCUAAAGAUAUUCUAAUGAAAAAAGGUCAAGAAUCAGACAAUGAAAAAAUAUUUAAUAAAUUGGAAAAAUUGGAAAAAAAAUUCGUGACAAUGGAGUUUAUUUUAAAUUCUAUAAAAAAAAAGAUUGAAAAUAAUAAUUGUAAUAUUCUAGAACAUGAAAAUUAA
This is a messenger RNA of Apis florea (little honeybee), 2878 nucleotides long. RefSeq names its product transient receptor potential cation channel family member painless (gene pain). The record is from RefSeq and is a predicted model, not a curated record. Lineage: Eukaryota; Metazoa; Arthropoda; Insecta; Hymenoptera; Apidae. Gene Ontology annotation, molecular function: monoatomic ion channel activity; protein binding. Gene Ontology annotation, biological process: monoatomic ion transmembrane transport. Gene Ontology annotation, cellular component: membrane; transmembrane transporter complex.